CGAGCAUGGAGGCGGCAGUGGGGGUGGCAGAAAGCGCCUCCAGAAGACGGUCUUCCAGUGCGAGCGCGACCGCCGUGAUGAGCGAUGCAGCGGCCAAGUGCAGUCCGAGUGCAUCUUCGCAGGAUGCGGCUGCAGUGUUGGAUGCAGCUGCGGUGCCCGAUGCAGUUCGCAGCUCUAGUCCGACCGCCGAUUGGCUGCGUGUGUCGAUGCGACGCGUCCGUCAUUUUCGGCUGCUGGAUCCUCACCAGCCGUCUGCGCCGCCGAUGGACUGUGAGCCUGUGGAAGACGUGCGCCCCUCGUCGGCGCCUAUGCACCGGCCACGCCAGGUGGGACGCGCAGCGCUGCGCCGUCCCCAUAACAGCGCCAACUCGACGCCCCAGCAUCGGCCGUCCCACCCAGGCGCCCGCCAUCCACAUCACUCCUUCGUCGCCCGAGGUGAACCAUCAGCACAACUGGCAACAGCACCACCUCAGCUCGGACACCAGUGACACUGAGAGUCUGCCGCCUCCCGCCGCUACCCCGCCACUCUCUGCACACCACAGCACUG
Messenger RNA from Nilaparvata lugens (brown planthopper), 547 nucleotides. RefSeq lists its product as uncharacterized. The transcript is spliced from 2 exons. Bases 6 to 488 code for a protein of 160 amino acids. NCBI's taxonomy places the organism in Eukaryota, Metazoa, Arthropoda, Insecta, Hemiptera, Delphacidae. The record is from RefSeq and is a predicted model, not a curated record.